GCACCCAUUUAACGUUUCCAAAAGUGAUACUUCCCGCUGAGACACGACUGUGCAACCACUUGCGUUUACCAGAAAUCACCGGGAUAAAUUAUUGGUGUUGUAAAGUAAUGUGUUGGUAAAUGACCACUUCAUGGCGUGAUGCAUACCUCCGUUGGGCGCAGCCGCUUCUCUUUACGCUAAGUUAGAGAUCCCCUUUAUGCUUCACGCUGGCACACAUUACCUGGACGCAAUGGCCGUCAAAAAAAUUAAUCUCUGUUUCGUCUACGCACGCGGCACAUCCGACCGGUAGAUAGAAAUCCCUGCUUUGCAUUACCAGUGACCUAUCAUAAACGCCACGCUGUGAUUGUUUGGACGGGAUAAAAGCGGUGUCUGUUUCCCUGCGGCAAACGUUAUUGCAGGAAUAUCCCGGAUACAUUUACAACGAUGUUCUUCAACGCAAACGAUUCGCUUAAAAUUAGCAUAGUGCACAAUUUUUCCAUGGAAGCGCAAAACCCCUAUGAUCCGGAUAUAUGGCGCCAAAGCGUUCCAUGGUCUGGAAAUUUCACCUAUGCGCAACGAGUUCAAGCAACUUUCGUGUUCAUUGCCUUAUACCCGGUUUUAUUAGCGGCUUGUACCAUCGGCAACGUCCUGAAUUUAAUUGUGCUGAUCUCCGCCAAACGGCAAAAUACCACAAAUUCGUACAUGAUCGCCGUAGCCGUUGCCGAUUUAGUUGUACUGUGGGUGUUCUUUCCGCCAUAUCUCUGGAACACCAGCGCCACCCUCCAUCUUCCCUAUUAUAACAAAAAAAAUUACGCUACUACGUUAGCGGUGCUGCCGCACAUGAUUUCGAUCCAAGACAUCUUCAUUCAAAUGUGUGAUUGGGUGUUGGUUGCCUUUUCCUUGGAACGCUUGUUGGCCAUCUCGCGACCGCUCACUUUUAAAUGGGUACAACGUGCCACGACAGCGCGGAUUGUCAUCGUGCUGCUGCUGUUGUUCUCCAUAGUCUUCAAUUCUGGCAAUCUCGUCAGUAACUGGUAUCUGUGGCGCUACCAGCUGACACCCGCGGCGUUGCCAAUUUGGCUGAAACACUGGGCGGAGACGCAAAAUGUCGCAGAGGUGGUCAUAUCUUUUCUGAAAUUCUUCGGACUCCUUGGCAUCAACGUACUCGUUAUUAACGCUCUACGCCGCCAACAACGCUCCGAUAUAGGUCAGCAGCGGGUCGCCCAAGCCAAGACCUCAGUCAAGCGGUCUAAAAGCUGCAACUACCUACUGCUGGGCAGCGUGUUCUUGUAUCUCAUUACUGUGAUCCCCGUCUUGAUAUUCAAGUUCUUGGAACUAGCCGACACCUUCCAGGUCUACAACUUUGAUGAAUCGGCUAGACUCUUCGUUAACCCGUUCUGCGACGUGGCUAUGCUGACUAAUUAUUCCGUCAAUUUUUUCCUGUACUUGACUGUCAGCGAGAAGUAUAGGGCGCAGUUUAUGCGGAUAUUCGGUGGAGUGAUGUGUCCGGUGUGGCUAAAGAGAAACUGGAGCAUGGGGACCGAUAACAGUUGGAGCUGCAAUCAGCAGCGAUCCCGGCUGCAUGGGAACCUUAAAGAGCAAUUCAACAAUCGGCCCACUGUGAAAAGCUGUUAAGGGCCUUAAGGCUCUCUUGCAAAGCUGAAUUUGUUGUGCAAGCCUUGCACGGUAUAGAUAUUGACUCCAUUAUCUGGACUCAUGCUGUAAA
Paramacrobiotus metropolitanus is the source of this 1705-nucleotide messenger RNA. RefSeq names its product probable G-protein coupled receptor B0563.6. The coding region runs from base 424 to 1614 and encodes 396 amino acids. The transcript is spliced from 4 exons. NCBI's taxonomy places the organism in Eukaryota, Metazoa, Tardigrada, Eutardigrada, Parachela, Macrobiotidae. Gene Ontology annotation, biological process: G protein-coupled receptor signaling pathway. The record is from RefSeq and is a predicted model, not a curated record. Gene Ontology annotation, molecular function: G protein-coupled receptor activity. Gene Ontology annotation, cellular component: plasma membrane.